Molecule: messenger RNA, 1848 nt
Organism: Ictalurus furcatus (blue catfish)
Lineage: Eukaryota; Metazoa; Chordata; Actinopteri; Siluriformes; Ictaluridae
Gene: sox19b
Product: SRY-box transcription factor 19b
Exons: 2
Coding region: 964-1848 (294 amino acids)
Biological process (GO): cell differentiation; regulation of DNA-templated transcription; anatomical structure morphogenesis
Molecular function (GO): DNA-binding transcription factor activity, RNA polymerase II-specific; RNA polymerase II cis-regulatory region sequence-specific DNA binding
Source: RefSeq, a predicted model, not a curated record
ACAGACCUGCUCAAAAGAGAACACAGCAAAAGACUGGAAUAUGAAUGAAAAAGAAUUACAGUUUGACAAACUUGGGCAAAAAAAAAAGUUCCUAUUUUCUAAGCUACGUUUAAAACAUUGGAUUCAUUGUGUGUGUUUGGCAUUUAGAUGGUCACAUUUGCUAUAUAAUCAAGGAAGAAAACUGGCAAGACUCUAGUAUUUUUGUACAAUCAAUAUAAAAACCUAAAGUUGGAAGUUGAAAGUGUGGAAAUGGGAACAAUUCCCAUUAAAAACAGCCUACUACUGGGGGGGAAAAAAUGCAGUAAAACUACUAUAAUGACAAUAUAUUGACUCUAACACAAAGACGGGAUGAGGAAACUUCAUAAACCUUCUAUCGGGGUUCCAUUAGAUUCCAUAAAUAAUUAUUUCUUCAUUAUAUAAAUAGUCUGUAUAAAGCGGCAUAGACCAGCUGAGUUUAAGCAACAAGUGCGCUUUGGCCCCGCCCCUGCACUAGAUGGCUUUAUGUAAAUUAGAUGAGGGUAGGACCCCGCGCUCUGAUUGGUCCCGAGUGGAAUACAAUUUUCCCUAAAACCACGAGCGGGUAGAGACUGUUUUUGUCAUGCCUCCGGUUAUUAUUCACAGAGUCGAUCGCUGUUCAACAGGUGGCUUAGUAGAGUUUGUAGUAUCGCAGUCGUGAUUUAGUUAUUCUCUCUUUCUAUCUACGCUAAAAAUAUCCCACUGCUAGCCUUAACUAAUCAAAGCGUCGGAAUGGUAAACUUUUUAUGACACGUGGAACUUUUUUGUUUGUUUGUUUGUUUUAGACUUUAGAGGUUUUUGUUUGUUUUGGUGUUUUAUUUGGUCGGGUAAACUCGCCUAGUGUGUUUAGCAUGCGGCAAUAAGCUGCACCUGCGCCUUAUUAUUUUGCCUUGAGUUUAUUUCGGCUGAUACUUUUUCGAUUCAAACAAGCUUCCGUGGAAGAUCACCAUGAUGUACAGCAUGAUGGAACACGAACUUAAGACCCAGCCGGGUCAACAAAAUUCUCACCCGAACAGCCAAAUCAUGUCGCAACACGGCGGCUCCGGAAACGUGCCACAGGCGGCUCCGAAAAGCGCGUGCCCGCCCGGAGUAGACCCCAUGGACAAAGUGAAGCGGCCCAUGAACGCGUUUAUGGUGUGGUCCCGAGCUCAGAGGCGCAAGAUGGCCCAGGAGAACCCAAAGAUGCACAACUCGGAAAUCAGCAAGCGCCUGGGCGCCGAGUGGAAACUGCUGACCGACGCUGAGAAGCGGCCGUUCAUCGAUGAGGCCAAGCGGCUGCGCGCCGCGCACAUGAAGGAGUACCCCGAUUACAAGUACAAGCCUCGGCGCAAGAGCAAGCCGCCGAUGAAGAAGGACAACUCUGCGGCGAAGUAUCCUCCGCUCCCCGGCGGUAGCCUGCUGGCCGCGGCGCAUGCGCAGAGUGGGAGUCCACGUGUGGACAGCUACGGCUGGGCUCCGACUGGAAGCUACGCGGCGGUACAGGGUGACGCUCUCGCUUACCAACAGCAACUGCACCGGUAUGAGCUUCCGCUCCAGUACGCAGCGCCCAUGUCGCAGUCCUACAUGAAUGGCGCCAACUCCUACAGCCCAAUGUCAUACAGCAGCAGUCCCCAGCAGCCCAGCCCUGUAAUGUCUAUGGUCAAGCCAGAGGCCUUCACUCACUCGCCCACUGGAGCAACAAACCACCACCGUGGAGCAGUUCAAGGUGACCUUAGGGACAUGAUCAGCAUGUACAUCCCUGGAGGUGAUGUAGGGGACCCUACAGCACAGAGGGGCUACCCAAGUGUCCAGCAGCACUAUCUGGGCAGUACUGUGCCCCUUACACACAUCUGA